Messenger RNA from Vitis riparia (riverbank grape), 4772 nucleotides. Its product is annotated as disease resistance protein RPV1-like. The transcript is spliced from 6 exons. The coding region runs from base 916 to 4353 and encodes 1145 amino acids. Gene Ontology annotation, biological process: signal transduction; defense response. The record is from RefSeq and is a predicted model, not a curated record. Gene Ontology annotation, molecular function: protein binding; ADP binding. Lineage: Eukaryota; Viridiplantae; Streptophyta; Magnoliopsida; Vitales; Vitaceae.
AUUUACUUUCAACUGACCUACUGGUCUAGCGCGGUUUCAAUCUCUACUGUUCUAACGCGGUUUCCUUCUCUGCUGGUCUAACGCGGUUUCCUUCCAUUACCCUUUCACACGGCAUGCCCCCAGAGAUUACGUAUCACGCCAAUAGGUGUUGGGAGAAGCAAACCCCACAAAGCAUUUCUUUCAACUGAUCUACUGGUCUAACGCGGUUUCAAUCUCUACUGUUCUAACGCGGUUUCCUUCUCUGCUGGUCUAACGCGGUUUCCUUCCAUUACCCUUUCACACGGCAUGCCCCCAGAGAUUACGUAUCACGCCAAUAGGUGUUGGGAGAAGCAAACCCCACAAAGCAUUUACUUUCAACUGACCUACUGGUCUAGCGCGGUUUCAAUCUCUACUGUUCUAACGCGGUUUCCUUCUCUGCUGGUCUAACGCGGUUUCCUUCCAUUACCCUUUCACACGGCAUGCCCCCAGAGAUUACGUAUCACGCCAAUAGGUGUUGGGAGAAGCAAACCCCACAAAGCAUUUCUUUCAACUGAUCUACUGGUCUAACGCGGCAGCAGAAGCACUUCUUUGCCCAAAAUACUCCAAGUUUUGCUGUGAGACUUGGCUCCAAUUACAUCAACAAGAUCACCAUCACUUGUCACUGUGUUUGGUUAUUAUUAUUGGUUAUUCUCUUGUUCAGAUUUCUCACAGCUGUAUUCUUCAAUUAUAGCUAUGGUUUCAUUUCAGAUUUGCAAUUAAGCAAAUUUAGCUUUAUUAUUCAAUUGUAGUUUAUAACAUUAUCUCUCAGAAUUUCUGUCGUUUUGUUGAUGGAGUUUUUGGAAUUGUAUAAAUCAAUUAUGGAACUUUUUCUUUCCUACAGGAUAAUUUAGAAUUCAGGACUCAUAUCUCAGACUUUGGGUCUCUAGUACUGCUGCAAUGGCUUUUGCUUCUUCUUCUUCUUCUCAAGGGAGCUAUGAUGUGUUCUUGAGCUUUAGAGGAGAAGACACCCGCAAUAACUUCACUGCCCAUCUCUGUCAAGAGUUGCGCACUAAAGGAAUCAACACUUUCAGAGAUGAUGACAAGCUUGAGAGAGGCUGGGUCAUAUCUCCUGCUCUUGUUACAGCUAUUGAGAACUCCAUGUUUUCCAUCAUUGUUUUAUCAGAAAAUUAUGCAUCUUCUAAAUGGUGUCUGGAGGAGCUUGCAAAGAUACUAGAGUGCAUGAAAACCAGGGGACAGAGGGUUCUCCCAAUUUUCUAUAAUGUGGAUCCCUCAGAUGUGAGAAAUCAUAGGGGAAAAUUUGGAGCAGCCUUAGCUGAACAUGAGAAGAAUUUGACAGAGAAUAUGGAGAGGGUGCAGAUUUGGAAGGAUGCUCUCACUCAAGUUGCAAAUUUAUCUGGUUGGGAAUCAAGGAAUAAGAAUGAGCCUCUACUAAUCAAGGAAAUCGUUAAGCAUGUUUUGAAUAAAUUGUUGAAUAUAUGUAUUGGUGAUACUGAGAAACUGGUUGGAAUAGAUGCUCGCAUACGAGAAAUAAAAAUGCGAUUAUGUUUGGAAUCAGAUGAUGUUCGUAUGAUGGGAAUUUGGGGCAUGGGCGGAAUAGGGAAAACAACCCUUGCUAGAGCUCUUUACAACAAAAUCUCAAGGCAAUUUGAAGCACACUCUUUUUUGGAAGAUGUUGGAAAGAUUUUGGCUAAUGAGGGUUUAAUCAAAUUACAACAAAUAUUUCUUUCUAGCCUAUUGGAGGAAAAAGAUCUAAAUAUGAAAGAACUCACAUCUAUAAAGGCUAGACUCCAUUCAAAAAAGGUCCUUGUUGUUCUCGACAAUGUGAAUGAUCCAACAAUAUUUGAGUGCUUAAUUGGAAAUCAGGAUUGGUUUGGUCGAGGAAGUAGAAUUAUUAUAACGGCUAGAGAUAAAUGUUUGUUAAUUUCACAUGGUGUUGAUUAUUAUGAGGUCCCAAAAUUUAAUUCAAAUGAAGCUUAUGAGUUCAUUAAACGUCAUUCGUUAAAACAUGAACUUCUUCGAGGUGAUUUCAUGGAGCUUUCAACAUCAAUGAUAGGUUAUGCUCAAGGCCUUCCAUUGGCUCUGAAAAUUUUACGUCCUAUGUUAUUUAGCAUGAGCAAAGAAGAAUCAAGAAAUCAAUUAGACAAACUGAAAAGUACUCUUAAUAAGAAAAUUGAGGAAGUACUUAGAAUCAGUUACGAUGGGUUAGAUGAUAAAGAGAAGAAUAUAUUUUUGGAUAUUGCAUGUUUCUUUAAAGGAGAAGAUAAAGAUUAUGUAAUUGAAAUAUUGGACGGUUGUGGCUUUUUCCCAUUAUGUGGAAUAAGGUCUCUCAUUGAUAAAUGUUUGAUAAGUAUUUAUAGGAAUACGCUUAAGAUGCAUGACUUAAUACAAGAAAUGGGUAUGGACAUUGUUCGCCAACAAUCUCAAGAGCUCGGCAAACGUAGCAGAUUGUGGUUACAUGAAGAUAUCUCUGAUGUAUUGAAAAAAAAUUCGGGAAGUGAAAAAAUUGAAGGCAUAUUCCUCAACUUGUUUCAUUUACAAGAGACAAUAGACUUUACCACACAAGCCUUUGCAGGGAUGAGUAAACUUAGAUUCCUCAAAGUCUAUCAAUCUCCCAAAAUUUCAAGAAACUUUGAAGAUACCUUUAUGAAGGAGAAUUUUAAAGUUCGUUUCUCUUCGAGUUUUAAUACCUUUAAGAAGGAGAAUUUUAAAGUUCGUUUCUCUUCGAGUUUUAAAUUUUGUUACGAUGAAUUGAGGUACUUAGAUUUGUAUGGAUACUCCUUGAAAUCAUUGCCUAAUGAUUUCAAUGCAAAGAAUCUUGUUCACCUCAGCAUGCCUUGUAGCCGCAUUGAACAACUUUGGAAAGGAAUCAAGGUUCUUGAUAAGUUGAAAUGCAUGGAUCUUAGUCACUCUAAGUACUUAAAAGAAACCCCAAAUCUCUCAAGAGUCACCAACCUGGAACGGUUAGUUUUAAAAGAUUGUGUGUCUCUAUGUAAGGUUCACCCAUCACUUAGAGAUUUGAAGAGUCUCAAAUUUUUGAGUUUGAAAAACUGCAAAAUGCUCAAGAGUCUUCCAAGCGGCCCUUAUGACUUGAAAUCCCUUGAAACAUUGAUUCUUUCCGGCUGCUCAAAAUUUGAACAAUUUCCGGAGAACUUUGGGAACUUAGAAAUGUUAAAGGAACUUUAUGCAGAUGGAACUGCACUAAGAGAACUACCCUCCUCUUUGUCUUCGUUGAGAAACCUUGAGAUAUUAUCUUUUGUGGGAUGUAAGGGACCACCAUCCGCCUCAUGGUUGUUUCCAAGAAGAAGUUCCAAUUCCACUGGUUUCAAAUUGCAUAAUUUGUCAGGCUUAUGCUCCUUAAGAAAGCUAGACCUAAGUGACUCCAAUUUGUCAGAUGAAACAAACCUUAGUAGUCUUGUUUUCUUAUCUUCAUUGGAAGCUUUAAGUUUAUGUGGGAACAACUUUGUUACGUUGCCAAACCUCAGUCGACUUUCACGCUUGGAACAUUUUCUGUUAGCAAAUUGCACAAGACUUCAAGAACUGCCAGAUCUCCCAUCAAGCAUUGUUCAUGUGGAUGCAAGAAAUUGCACAUCAUUGAAAAAUGUCUCGCCUCGAAAUGUCCAGCCAAUCCUUCUAAAGUAUGAUGACACAAAAUUGGUUCGAAACCUCAUUUGGGCAUUAGCAGUGUUGACUCCUGGGAGUAGACUACCAGAUUGGAUAAGGUAUCAGAGCUUCGGGAAGGAAGUAAUAGCAGAGCUACCUCCAAAUUGGUUUAAUUCCAACUUCCUGGGUUUUUGGUUUGCAACCGUCAUUCCCAAGUUUAAUAUGCACCUUGAAUGUGUACGUGUGGCAGAGUGUUCCAUUUCAAGAUCCAGUGACUUUCCUCACGACUUCAGAGUCUAUCCUUAUUCGAUGUUUAUGCGGUUAGAUCAUCACAUUCACAUGCUAAUGGUGGAUCACGUAGAACUGCUUUAUGUACCACUUUCUUCCUUCAGCCAUUGCGAUAUGGGUCACAUCAAUUGGCAUAAAGUGACUCAUAUCAAGGCAUCGUUUCUUGGCCAUCUUGGUGAAGUUAUGUGGCAUGGAAUUGGUCUGGCGUACAGUAAUGAAGAUGUGAAUCACAACAACCCCCCAAUGAUCCAAUUCGGCUCUAUUUCCUCUGCUUCCUCUCCUCCUAAUAAGUCAACAGUUGUCCUUACAGAAAUCCAUGAUGAGGAACCCAGUGGAAGUGUUGAUGGCUCGGAAUUGGAUAAUUCUGGGUACUAUACUGCUGACGAGGGGGAACCAGCUGAAACUGCUUGCUCUAAGGAUCCGUCUGAAUCAGAGAUGCAGCCACAGAAACGCUUGAAAUGCAGCCAUUUUCAGGACAUCCCUUGACGGCAAGGAAAAUGCGUGAUAUGCACCCAAAUCUUCCCAUAACAUCUCUUGGUGAGUUGUUGACGAUUCAAGGAUGAAGAAUUUUGCUGAAAAUAUUAGAAGAACGAUUAAAAUAACUGAGAAGGAUUCACACCUUUUGAUUUAUUUUCUGCUAUGGUAAUAUGUACAGGUGCUGGAAGCAAAUUACUUUGGCAGUGCAGAUUCUGGUUUGCUGGAACUGGAAAUUAUUCUGGCUGUGCACUGAUUCUGAUUUGCUGGAAAUUAUCAUGGCAGAGUUUUGGGACAAAAUAGUAUUUUCUUGUAAAAGAAUAUAAGUUUUGUCCCAUUGCAAAAUUUAUGUUCAAAGUAGUCCUUUUAUUGACACCGUGGUGUAAUUAAUUUUUUUUUUUUCUUAGUUCAAAAUUUAAGUUGAGGCUUCA